GAUAAGAUGCCAGAGGUGAGGCAAAGUUCUUUUGCAUUAUUGGGAGACCUUACCAAGGCAUGCUUUCAACAUGUCAAAUCAUGCAUUGCGGAUUUCAUGCCUAUCUUAGGAACAAACCUAAACCCUGAUUUAAUUUCUGUAUGCAACAAUGCUACCUGGGCAAUUGGUGAAAUUUCUAUACAAAUGGGAAUUGAAAUGCAGCCUUAUAUUCCAAUGGUGUUGCACCAACUUGUAGAAAUCAUUAACAAACCCAACACGCCAAAGACUCUUUUAGAGAAUACAGCAAUAACAAUUGGUCGUCUUGGUUACGUUUGUCCUCAAGAGGUGGCCCCCAUGCUACAGCAGUUUAUAAGACCCUGGUGUACAUCAUUACGAAACAUCCGGGACAAUGAGGAGAAAGAUUCUGCUUUUCGUGGAAUUUGUACUAUGAUCAGUGUUAAUCCUGGAGGUGUUGUUCAGGAUUUUAUAUUUUUCUGUGAUGCUGUUGCAUCGUGGAUUAAUCCAAAGGAAGAUCUUCGGGACAUGUUCUGUAAGAUUCUUCACGGAUUUAAAAACCAAGUAGGGGAUGAAAAUUGGAGACGCUUUUCAGACCAGUUUCCACUUCCGCUUAAAGAACGUCUUGCAGCAUACUAUGGAGUUUAA
Staurois parvus is the source of this 642-nucleotide messenger RNA. The record is from the annotation of a GenBank genome assembly. NCBI's taxonomy places the organism in Eukaryota, Metazoa, Chordata, Amphibia, Anura, Ranidae.